This is a messenger RNA of Nematolebias whitei (Rio pearlfish), 1462 nucleotides long. Its product is annotated as tumor necrosis factor receptor superfamily member 11B-like. The record is from RefSeq and is a predicted model, not a curated record. Lineage: Eukaryota; Metazoa; Chordata; Actinopteri; Cyprinodontiformes; Rivulidae. Gene Ontology annotation, molecular function: protein binding. The transcript is spliced from 6 exons. Bases 94 to 1347 code for a protein of 417 amino acids.
UCUCUCUCUCUCUCUCUCUCUCUCUCUCCCAGUAUAAGAGCGCAUCUGUUAUGGAAACCACAUCACACUGCAGCUCGCUCUCGCGCAGAAAGGAUGAUGAGCACGCGGACAGUGAAAUCCAACCCGGCCAUGAAAUUAAUGGUGCUUUUUACAACUUCUUUUUCCUGGGCCUUUCAGCAACAAGUUGUGCCUCCAAAGUACCAGCACAGAGACCCUGUGACUUCUGACCUCCUAAUAUGUGACCAGUGUCCUCCUGGGACAUCUGUGAGACAACACUGCACUGCUGACUCACCCACAGAAUGCCAGCCCUGUCCUGACAAGCAUUUUGCUGAGAACUGGCACUGGGGGGACAUGUGUCAGUAUUGUACCUUGGUGUGUAAGGAGAGGCAGCUAGUGAAACAACAGUGCAACAGCACUCAUGACCAGCUGUGUGAGUGUGCACCAGGGUUUCAUCUCAUGGUGGAGUUCUGUAUUGCACACACUCCCUGUCCUCCUGGUUAUGGAGUCACAGUAGCAGGUACCCCACUGAGUGACACAGUGUGUGGACAUUGCCCUGAUGGUUAUUUCUCCUCCCGCGCCUCCUCCUCUGAGCCAUGCCAGCCCCACAGAAACUGCUCAGAUUUUGGCCUGAAGACACUCAGGUGGGGCACAUCCACGUCAGACAGCCUUUGCAGCCCUCAGGACAAGAAGGCAUCACUGGAGUGCCCGCAGCAUCAGGCUUUGUGCCAUAAUGAUGUGAUUCUCUGUGAGGAAGCAGUUUUCCAGUCUCUGUCCUCGCUGCAUCUGUCUUCGGUUCCUCUGGAGAAGCUGCUAGAGAGCCUGCCUGGGCAGAAGGUGGAUCACAAGAGCCUGGAGAGGCUGAAGAAGACCUGCAGUCCCCAACAGCAGGUCCUGCACUUGCUGCGAUUAUGGCGGCAGCAGAACAAGGACAAGCUUUUUGGCAUUAUACAAGGGAUAAACCACUGUGAGAGAAAAAUCACCCGCAGCAGUGUGCUGGAAAACCUCACCAUUGACGACCUGAUGAAGGUGACCAACAGCCUGCCGGGGAUUCAAGUACAAGAGUAUGACGUGAGGGCCGUCGUCUCCACUUGUCCACCGAGGCAGCGUGUCCUGCAGAUUCUCUACCUGUGGAAAACGUCAAACCAUAAAAUGGAUCUGGCAAAAGGUCUAACUCUCAGCCUGAAGGCGUUGCGCAGCCAGGGGGCGCCGCGCCAUCUACUGAAAGGUCUCAAGAAGAUCAGCCGCAUCAUUGGAAGCACCUCAGCGCACAAGAUGUAUGAGAAAAUGUUUGUCAGCAUGCUCCAGGAUGACUCGUGUUUUAAAGCACUCAAGGCAUUGAAUGAUUGAAGUGCUGAGUGCUGGAUCUUCAGAGUUCAAGCCAUUUCAAAACCCUAAUGCAUUUUAAAACACAAAUGCAAUCACUAAAAACACAUUAAAUGUACAAACUAUGACACUAUUUAUG